AAGGCAUGUUCAAGUGUUUAAGUGUUUAAGUGUUUAAUGCUUCGCUCGCACGUCGGAGGCUGAGAAUUGUAAAAGCAGUAGAAAUUCGCCGCAAACAUGUCGAACUCACCACGAGUACGAAAAUUGCCGCCCAGGCCAAAGAUCAUGCUACCGAUUCCGGAACAAUAUUAUGUGCAGCCGGGUACCGGGAUGGGCUACGUUUCGACCCCGUAUGGACAAACGCCGAUGCCCAUGACGCCGGGUACCGGUCAACCGCAGAUGAUCUACACCAACCGAGCCAGCGAGUUCGUCUUCUCGCAAUUUAAGGGGAUCAAGGAUUUCACCAAGUCCGGGCUUAGCGUGGGGGAGAAAAGCGUGUUCUGGCUUUACGAGAAGGUCAGUUCCUGGAGCAGAAGAUGGUUCACACACAUUUUUUUAUUCGUUGUCGUGCUUCUAUACAGCAUCGCUGGAGCGAUGAUUUUCGUGACAGUUGAAGGUACACAUGAGGAAUCUAGUCGCUUCGACAUCCGAAAAAAGAGAAACCACACGCUUGAGACGAUCCGGGGAUUUUGCGACGACUCAGUAUUGGCAGCAGACUUACAUCGUUGGAAAGGACGAGCGGCGGCCGAGAUAAUGGAAUACGAGAAUGAUUUAUAUGAGUUUUUCAAACGAGGCUUGACGGACAGCGGCCAAAAAGUGUGGACAUUCUGGAAUGCUGUGUUCUACUGUGGCACGAUUUACACGACCAUCGGCCACCACCCACACCACCUUACAUCUUCCGAUUCCGGAGUACAGUGGCGCAGCGCAACGUCGAGCGGGUUGCAGUGGAUGCAGGCGCGGCGUCGCGACGCCAAAGCGACGGGUUUCGCGUUGCGCGCGGCGCCGUCGCUCGAUAUCCGCUGCGGCACUAAGCCGGUCUUCCGGUUCCGCCGUCGUAUAGCGGUAGCUGGUAGCGGCAAACGUCGCGAGUGUCGCGGUGCCGAGGUGGUGGUGGGAGCAGCCUCCGUUUUAUUUCUGUCCCGGUCUCGUUCGGGGCCGGUCGCGUCUGAGCGUGUUGGAGUGCACGAUUUUCUUCGCGAAACUCUCACGCGACAACGACGAAGAUUCGCGAUGGAGGAUAGUUACACGGUGCACCGACGUCGCAAAGCGGCCGCCAGGAAACGCGAGAAGACGCCCGAUCCCUCGUCCAGAGGGGUUGCAUCUCGCAGGGACACUUCGGACGACGAGGACGAAGAGAGACGCGCCAGAAUGGAAAGGAUGGCCGAGGAGGCUGAGAAGGUGGAUCAGCAGCUGAAGGAGACCAGGUUAACGCAGCGGAAGAAGGAGUCUGCGAAGGAACCGGAGAAGCAAGAUAAGAAGGAUGUUCACCAGGAGCAGCGUCCCGUUCGAAGAAAGGACAGAACUGACGCGAGAAAGUCUGCGAACCUAGAUGACAUGAUCGCUAUUCGCGCCGAAGUGGCCGCCAAGUCAACAGCUGGGAAUAACUCUGGAAAGAGCGACGCCGCAGCAGCUGAUGACAACAACACGCAGUUAGUAAAGCAGGCCGCUGAAGUGACGAACAAGCUCGACGACGAGAUUACCACGAAGAGAGAGGUCGUCAAAGCCGAGAUUGUCAAGGAAAAUCUGAUCGUUCAAGAGACGUCGGAGACACCGAAAGAAGCGAACGACGAGAUCGUUAGAUCUGCCGAAACCCGCAAAGUCGAGAGACGAUUUAAAAGAAAGUCGAAGGACCGCAUAGACAGGUACAGUCGAUCGACGGAUUCGAGCGACGCGGAUGAAAAGAGCGAGUCGAGUCAAAAGAGGACCAAAUCGCCGGAAGCUGCGAGGCCCAGAGCAAAGAAGACGAGUGGAAGAAGUCGCGUCAGCGAUCCGGAAACCCAAAAGAGGGAUGCCGAGAGGCAGAAUCGCGAGAAGAGAUCGUCGAGUCGACAAAAACUGGAGGACGAGAAGCCACAUUCGAAACCUUACAGUCAGACCGAGGACACGGAUGAGGAUUCGAAGAGCAUGAGGAAGAGCGAAAACUUCUCACAGAGACCCGAAGGACGAAUGAUUAAGAGAUCUUCGAUCGAACUUAAGAAGCAGAUUAUCCCACUGAAUAAUGAAAGUUUGAUCGAGGACUUUGCGAGGGCUCAGAGGGAAUACAUGUUGAGGGAACGCAGUAUCCUAGAUCCGGAGCCCGCGGAUGUCUUCCAGGAUGCGGUUGAAACUACUUUUUUGAGGAGACGGAAGUUUAGUUUAGCGCACACCGAGAGCGAACACGAAGAGAUCGUUCAAGACAUAAUAGAGUCUUCCGAUGCCAAGUCUUCCGAUAAGAAGAAAUCGUGGUUCUCCUGGAUGUUUUUCUGGCGUAGAAAACAAGAGGCCGAUGAUGAAACCAUUGCGAAGAAGAUCGAGGACGAACCGAAGCCGACUCCGAAAGUCAAGGAGAUCAAAGAGGAAAAGCAGGAAGAAGCUUCGGAGAAGGUUACUCUGUUUGACUUCUUCAGGGCGCUCAAAGACAUCGUCGGCGAAUUCAAAGUCUUCGUCGAGCAAAAUCCGCGAGAGACGACGAUCAUCAGACAGCUACGGAAUCGCUGCAUAAUCGGCUUGCUGCUGGUGAUGAUCUAUUGCGGCCUAGGCGGCUUCAUCUUCCGAUUCGUGGAAGGCGCCUUCGAGACCUUCUACAAAUGCGGCGUGAAACGCGUUAAGAGGGACUUCCUGGACACUCUCUGGAAUUAUAGCCACAACUUGAGGGAGGACGACUGGAAGAGUAUGGCGCGUAAGAAGCUGAUGGAGUUCGAGGAGCAGCUUCACACCGCUCACGAAGCCGGCCUGCACAGCUAUAGCGGUCAGAAGAGCUGGAGUUUCUUGAACGCGGUCGCGUACUGUCUCACCGUCAUCACCACCAUCGGAUACGGACAUAUUUCGCCAAGUACAAAUGCAGGAAGAGCUAUUACGAUCGUAUACGCUAUUUUCGGUAUCCCGAUGUUUCUAAUUAUCCUGGCCGACUUCGGUAAGUUAUUUACGCGCUGCAUAAAAUUCCUGUGGGCAUUCGUAAGAAGAUUAUACUACACUGGUAGCUGUCGCAAGGUUCGUCGCACAGGGCCCGUUCAGGAAGUCAUGAAGGGUGUGCAACUUGUGUAUGAUCUCGCCAAGUUUCGACGACCGUCGCAGAUGAAUCCGGAAGAGAUCGAGGAGAUGCAGAGGCAGCAGGAGAUGCAACAACAACAACCACAGACGGUCCUCAAUCUGGAUGCCAACACGUCGGACACGCCGGGAACACCAGCAUUGUCAACGUUUGCCAUCGAUGACGAAUUUAAUUUACCAAUUUCGGUCGCAAUCGUCAUUCUCCUGGCCUACAUCUUCAUAGGAGCCACUCUGUAUUAUAUGUGGGAGGAAUGGGGCUUCUUCGAGAGUUUCUACUUCGUCUUCAUCUCUAUGAGCACUAUCGGCUUCGGCGAUUACGUGCCAAAGCACCCCAUAUACAUGAUGUGUUCGAUAGUAUAUCUGGUGUUUGGCCUGGCACUCACGUCUAUGUGCAUCAAUGUCGUACAGGUGAUGCUGUCAGACUCGUUCAAGCAUGCGAGCCAAAAAAUCGGUGCCUCGAUCGGCUUCGAGCUCGCCGAGGACGACAACUCGGUGAAACCAGCACCGCCGCCACCGGUUGAAAUCGCGGACGUCCACGUGAGCAUGAAAGAGUCCGAGAGCGGCGAGAAGAUCGCGCCCAAGGCCAAGCAAGAGGACAUCGAUCUAUAGAUGCAUUUCUUCCUCCGAGAAAUCCCUACACGUCCAGAUCGAGUGCUCGCUCGCUUGCUCGCUCGUUCGCUAAUCUCUCGAAAUGUGCGUGCGUUUUUCCGACCUUAAAAGAAUAAUCGUUCGCUGGCUUAUGCAACGCAAAUACACAAUGGGAUUACACAGUAACCCAUUUCAGCACGUACGCAAAAGCUUCGCGGCUUGAGAAGAACAAUCGUCGUCAUUCGAGGGACCGUCUUUACAUCUCUGAUAUCUAUAUGAAUUGACCCUGGAAUGUUUGACGUUUAUCAGGACUGUGUUUCGGUUAAAUCUAAUAAAUAGUUUUACUUAUUUUCUCAAUAAGCUAAAUUGCUAUGGGACUCAAUACUUUCGACUCUAAAAAUUUGCAAAUCUUUCUGGCGAUAUAAAAAUGAUUCCACAUAUUUUGACUGUAUCAGCAAAGGAAUUUUUAAACUAUUAUACAUUAUUAUAUACGUCCAUCUAUCGUUGAGAUCGUGUCGAAUAAACGUGACGAGUGUAUAUAUUUCUGAGACGUAUAUAAAUACGAUUUUAUGAAAUUGGAGAUUUAAUCGUGCUCCUAUCAAUGCGAUCAACGAGUUGUCUGAAGAGAUAAAACUCUAGAUGAUGAGCUCCGAUAGAAAUUUCUGUGUAAAAUGAUUGUGUAUAAUCCAACGAACGUAUCGAAACGAAUUUGCCUGAAACGAUACGCACAAAUGUAUUUAAAUGAUGUCUCGUCAGGCGAAUUUCGUAUAUUGAAUUUACGAUAAUAGAAAGAAGUUUUAAUUACAGGAAAUCAUGCCAAUGGUAUGAUGGAAUAUCACUUGCUGUCCGCUUUUUGCAAUUUGGAUGUAAAUGUAAAAAUAAAAUAAUUCUGCUUUAUAAAAAUGAUAAAAAAUUAU
Molecule: messenger RNA, 4610 nt
Organism: Nylanderia fulva
Lineage: Eukaryota; Metazoa; Arthropoda; Insecta; Hymenoptera; Formicidae
Source: RefSeq, a predicted model, not a curated record